UAAGUUUAGAGAUUCGGAGACCGGACAGGACAGGACGGUACCGGCAUUCGAAGCUAUUAUUUAAUAUAUAAAUUAUAUAAUAAAAUUCAAUAACGUUUCCCCUAUUUGCCUUGGAUGUUUUAAAUAUAGUUAUUACUUUUCAAAUUUAAAUAUAAAAGCAAACGUGAAGUUUGCCUAAGAAUUGCAGUUUUCGCACAAAAAUACAUAAAUCCUGAACAAAAUGCAAGUUUAUAACAGUGGAGACCUGAAAUUAGAUGCUGCUGUGGAAGGAUGGCUAAAAAUAGAUAAGAACCCAGAAACAAGGAAGGAGGUCCUCGACGACAUAGCCAACUCGCGAUGGGACAAGCUGCGCGGGAGAAUGCUGAAGCGGCAGAGGUUCGGCACAGCAGGGCUCCGCGGCCGCAUGGGCGCCGGCUACACCGGCAUGAACGACGUCGUCGUGCUGCAGACCGCGCAGGGCCUGUGCUCUUAUAUCCAGAAGGAAUGCCGGCAGAGCCAGCUGCAGAAUGGCAUCGUCAUCGGAUACGAUGGCCGAUACAAUAGCAAACGGUUCGCCGAAUUGACCGCUAGGGUGUUCGUCUCUGCGUCCAUCCCCGUGCACCUGUUCUCGGCCGUGUGUCCCACGCCGCUGGUAUCGUUCGCCACCAUCCUGUACGGCGCGGCCGGCGGCGUCAUGGUCACCGCCUCGCACAACCCCAAGGAGGACAACGGGUACAAGGUAUACUGGGGCAAUGGAUCACAAAUUACAGCUCCCCAUGACCAACUCAUAUUGGAUGAAAUAUUACAGUAUUUGGAUAUACCGGACUCGCACUGGAUGACAGACGGCCUGCGCAGCCACGCGCUCGUGUCGGACUGUCUGUCGGAGGUGACGUCGCGCUACAUGCAGUACAUCGCGGACAGCGUGGGUCCGGAGCAGCGCGCCACCAACGCGCGCGCCGCAGUGGACACCGUGUACAGUGCCAUGCACGGCGUUGGAUACGAUUAUGUGGUGAAGGCUUUCGAGUCGGCCAGUCUGAAGCCGCCCAUCAGCGUGCCCGAGCAGCAAGACCCCAACCCUGACUUCCCGACCGUGGAGUUUCCCAACCCCGAGGAGCCCGAGUGCCUGGAGCUCAGCAAGCGGCUCGCGGAGCAGAAACGUGCCAGGCUGGUCCUGGUUAACGACCCUGACGCUGAUAGGCUGGCUGUAGCCGAGUUUGACAAGAGUUCAAAGAAAUGGAAGGUGUUCUCCGGCAACGAAAUGGGUUCUCUGCUCAGUUGGUGGCUGCUUAAACACGCGACGGGCGACGGCGACGACCGCUACGUCAUCACCAGCAUCGUCAGCUCCAAGAUGCUGCGCGCCAUCGUCAAGGGCCGCGGGCACUUCGUGGAGACGCUCACUGGGUUCAAGUGGAUGGGCAACACAGCGCUGCUUUUAAUGCAGCAGGGCAAGAAUCCGCUGUUCGCGUUCGAGGAAGCCAUCGGCUACAUGUGCUCUCCGCGCGUGCCGGACAAGGACGGAGUCUCCGCCGCCGUACAUGUGGCUUCCCUCGCAUCGCACCUGUACUCAUCGGGGUCGUGUCUAGGUGAACAGCUGCAGGCGCUGUACCGCGAGUACGGCUACCACGUGUGCCUCAACGGCUACUUCGUCUACCACGACCAAACCGUCAUACACGACAUAUUCGCCAGGAUCAGGAACUACCAUGGACCGGCUAAGUACCCGCAAAAAGUGGGAUCAUGUGAGAUCGUGUCCGUCAAUGACUUCGCUGCCGGCGUCAAAGUUCCCGAAGAGAGCACAACAAACAACCGGCAUCUAAACGUUGUAGGCACGGGUCUGGACCGGGACUACACGAGCGGCGAGAUGGUGAUCCUGCAGUGCAGGAACGGGCUCGAGGUGAUCGUGCGCACCAGCGGCACCGAGCCCAAGCUCAAGUACUACACGGAGCUGGUCUGUAAGGCCGACACACUGCAGGAACAAAAACAGAUGAACGCCAAACUGAAGGUGAUGGUGAAGGAGUUCAUGGAAGAGCUGCUGCAGCCGCACCGACACGAUCUGAUUGGAGAAAUCGCUUAAAAGUAACCAAACAAGACACGGCCGCGUUAUGUACAUAUAUAUCAAUUUUCUUGUGAUACUAUUGAACCAAAAACUACUUUAUCUUGUUAACCUCCAAUAGUCUUACAUUUUUGACAAUUUUUAAGCAUUCCAUUAAAAUUUCUCAUUAAAAUCGUAGGUAAGUAGGUAAAUUGAUAUUUUGUGUUUGGUAGUUUUAUACCCCGCGAUCCGCGAUUGAUGUGGAUCCUCCUUUUUUGCAUUAAGUGUGUGAAACAAGCUAUUGUCAGUCUAUAACGUCCAAUCCAUUGCUUUUUAUUAUUGUCCUAAAUUUCUUGGUUGCGCAUUCGCCGCUUUUCCGCAAAUUAAUAUUGUUUACAGGCUUUAUUGUCUGUUAUGCUAGUAAAUUUAUUACAAAUUGUACCAAAUAUAAAGGCUGUCUUGAGUGGAUGUAUCGUUUCAAAAACUGCCUACUUAAUAUUGUAACAAACAGCUCAAAACCGCAAAGCCUUCGUUAAACAUGCAGAUAUGUAACUAAUUGCUAAAUAAUUUGUAGCUAGAUGGCUUACAUUGCGAAACUUGAACAAAUUACAUAUUUAUUUCGAAGUGCGCGAAGAAAUGAGCUGAGAGAAAGAAAUGUGUCGUAAAUAACAAACGAAUGGCACCAAACCUAAGUUACCCAUAACAUAAUGUAUUACGGUGUUAAAAUGCUACAUAGACUAAUUAUUACAAAAUAAUUAGACAGUCUAUUUUUAAAUGCCUAUAUUAUUAUCUAACUAGUGUACUAACAUUCCCAUAUAGUUGUAUUACGGAAGGAGACAUUGGAGGAAAGUUAUUAAACAUUAAUUUUAAUGUGAACGCUUAUUAUGAUUUGUUUUGCACUAGCGACCCGCCCUGGCUUCGCACGGGUGCAAUGCUGAUGUAUUAUACAUAUAAACCUUCCUCUUGAAUCACUAUCUAUUAAAAACAAACCGCAUCAAAAUCCGUUGCGUAGUUUUCACAAUAUGAUCUAAGCAUACAUAGGGACAGAUAUCCAUCCAGAUAGCAGGAAGCGACUUAGUAUAAACUAUGUAGUGAUUCAUACAUAAAAAUUCAAAGUUAGUUUUAUAGUGUUGAAGAAGUACUUACUGAAUAUAUAUCAACGAGCAACGACGUGAUUCGAAAAAUUAGUGAAAAGUUACUGUGAUACUUUUAAUAUGGGUGUUUAAAAACGAAACAUAUUCUUUAAUUUCGUCGAUCACACAUCAACCCUUGCUUGCAUUUGAUAACGAAUUUAAUCAGCGAUUAUUUAAACAUCUAUAAUAUAUUUUAGUAGGUUGGUAAUAUGUAAUUACAAAAUCUACCAAAGGUAAAUAAGUGCCGUGAAACCUUCCAACUAUAGUCCAAAGCUCCCAACUAUGCUCCAAAAUUAACUGUAAUUUUUUCGUUCAGGUGUGUCUUUUACUGUGUUUUUUAUAGUUCUAAGGCAAGGGAUGUUUCUAAACGGCAGUAAAAACUGUAAAACAAUAGGAACGUUGGUAUUGAUACUUAAUUUCCUUUUGAAUUUAUGGACCAUAGUUGCAAUAUUGGACUAGUUGGGAGGUUUUACGGUGCCUAAUGUUGCUAAAACUCCAUUAAAUAUUAUCGUUUUAACUCCUCGACUUAUACUUAAAUACUUAUUUAAUAUUUAUAACAUGUACUUAC
Cydia strobilella is the source of this 3709-nucleotide messenger RNA. RefSeq names its product phosphopentomutase (gene Pgm2a). The record is from RefSeq and is a predicted model, not a curated record. Gene Ontology annotation, molecular function: phosphopentomutase activity; magnesium ion binding. The coding region runs from base 221 to 2050 and encodes 609 amino acids. Gene Ontology annotation, cellular component: nucleus. The transcript is spliced from 13 exons. Lineage: Eukaryota; Metazoa; Arthropoda; Insecta; Lepidoptera; Tortricidae. Gene Ontology annotation, biological process: purine ribonucleoside salvage; carbohydrate metabolic process.